UUAAUACGUGGGGGUUCUGUUUCCCCCGGUCCUUCCAGCAUCACUGGUGCAGCAGCUCAGCAUCAUCUCUGUCUCUCCCUCUCAGGAAGAGACGCAUCACCGCCAGGGCUGCGAGUGGAGGAGAACUACCGAGAUACGACGAAGAAAGUCACUGUUCCUUUACAAGCAGCAGACAUUUAGUAGAGCCUUUCAACAUCAUGACAUCAUCGUCUUUGACCUGACUGAACCUCCUCAGAGCCACAGGGAUAAACUACUGGACUGUUUUCACAUGCAAGACCCAUGAAGUGACAAAUAGGCCAGGAUGUCAUCGUUCCAGGUGGUGGACUCAUCGCCUGGCUGCAGCGUCAGCAUCAUGGAAACAUCCAACUUCGCUCAUGUCAUCUUCCAGAAUGUGGGGAAGAGUUUCCUACCCCAGACGCCCUUGGAGUGCCACUACACUCUGACCCCUUACAUUACUCCCCACCCCAAGGACUGGGUGGGCAUUUUCAAGGUGGGUUGGAGCUCAGCCAGGGAUUAUUACACCUUCCUCUGGUCGCCCAUGCCUGAAAACUACGAGGCAGGAAGUACUGUUCACAGGACUGUAGUGUUUCAAGGUUACUAUGUUCCUAAAUCUGACGGGGAGUUUUACCAGUUCUGUUAUGUCACUCACGCCGGUGAUAUCAGAGGGGCCAGCACUCCCUUCCAGUUCAGGCCAGCCACGCCCACUGAGGAGCUGCUGACCGUUACCGAGGAAGACAGCAACUCAGACAUACUGGUUGUCACCACUAAGACAGGCCUGCUGGAGGUAGACCACACACGACCGCGUGUGGAGGAGGCUCAGCAGGAGCGCAGGGAGCUGCUGAAGGCCAUGCGCCUUCUGCAGGAGGAGAAGAAACAGUUGCAGGAGGAGCAGAAACAACUGGUUAAGGAGCGGGAGCAGGAGAGGGAGACGUGUUGUCUUUUACGGACACACAACCAGGAGCUGCUGCGCUCGUCGCAGGGACUCUCAGAUGAGCGCGAGGAGGUUCGGAGGAGGCUGACGGAGGCCAAAGAUAGAGUCCGACAGCUAGAGGAGGACCUGCUGGGAGUCAACCAGAGGGGUCUUCAGAAGGAGACAGAGUUGGACUGCCUGCGUGACCGGUUGAAGAAGCUGACAGCAGAGCGAGACGGUCUGGAGAGCCAGCUGAAAAACGAGAAGGAUGAGAGAGAUCUUUAUAAGGCUCACCUACGCAGCACGGAGCUGGAGAACACCAAGCUGAGCGCAGAGCUUCAGAUGCUAAAGGCGGUAGAGCUGAACAGGGAGGUGACCAUCGCUCAGUUCCAGGAGGAGCUGGAGAGGCUCAGGGUCUGCGUGGCUCAGAGAGACAGUCUGGAGAGAGAGCUGCAGGCGCACAAACAUGACAAGGCAGAGCUGGCCCGCUUACGUGAACAGCUCCGCCAAGCUGAGGAGCAGCUCCAGGCGUCCAGGCAGCAAGCCGCCCUGCUCGCCUCUGAGUUGCGGGACUCGACUAGUGCCCGCGACCACACCAUGGCCGAACUGUACCGGGCCCGCAUAGAAGCGGACAAGCUGCGCACCAGUCUGGUUGACGCUCAGGCCGAGUGUCAGCGCAUGGAGAGCCAGCUGGACCGGAUGAGGAGCACUGCCCACAGGGAGGUGGGUGUUGGGACAAACAGCGACGGCAUCAUGGUGGUGUCAGAGGCUGAGGCCGAGCUGCAGCGGGAGGUGGAGGAGUUGAAGCUUCGCCUCCAUAUGGCUGCAGAGCACUACAAGGAGAAGUACAGGGAGUGUCAGCGCCUCCGCAGACAGGUGGCCAAGCUCAGCACUGCAGAGUCACAGGGAGCCAUUAUGGAAUCAAAGAAAAGCGUGUCCACUGAGACGACUCAGGAGCCGCUCAUCUCUAGUCCAGAGUCUCCGACUGAAGGAAGUUCCACUUCUACCGUUCUACAAGAAGCUGCAGACAUGACAAUCCCCCCAGAAGUUAGAAACCAGCAAUCCACACACACCGAAGCUAACAGCGAAAUAGAGGCGGAGGAAACCCCGAUGGAGCCGCCUCUGAAAGAGGCUAUGGUGGAGUCAGGGAGGGAGGAAACGCAGGAGGAGGAGGGGAGAAAUGGUAGCAAGAAGAAGGAGAACCUGCCUGAGGAGAGCCUGAAGAUGGCGAGCUGGGUGGAGGUGAGCAACGAGGAGAACAGCGAGGUGGAGGAGGAAGCGAGGGAAAACGUCGAGGUGGAGACGGCGGAGAAGGAGCAGACACGCUCGGUGGAGGCGGAGCUGGCCGUGAUGGAGGAGAAGUGGAGGGAGCAGUGCGUCAUCAACGAUACCCUCAAACAGCGGCUGGCUGACGAGGAGGGGCGAUUCAGAGUGCAGAUGGCAGAGCGAGCCAUGGAGGUGUCCGAGCUGAAACAAAACCUCGCCCAGGCUCUUAAAGACAAAGAGCAGCUGCAGGAGGAGCUCCUGCGUUAUAAAUCCAGGCAGAGGGAGCUGGAGGCGUGCGGGUCGGAGGCCAAGCAGACCAUGGUGCUCCGCUACCCCCUGCCCUACCCCCAGGACCCCUCCCCACCGCCACUGGUCCCACAGAGGCCUGCGGAGCUGCAGUACGGCAAUCCUUACUCCUCCGAGACACCAAAAGCAGACCGGGUGGAUGUCGCCUUGUCUCCAGAGCACCUUUCACGUCCUCCACCCGAAGCACCGCUCUGCGCCGCUCCCUGCGCACCCCCAGUGUCUCCCCCCAGCCCGAGUCCUGGAGCUCCAGGUUGGGAUCAGGAGGUGGUUUGCAUCCAGCCUUCCCGCUGCACCACUCCUCCAGAGAACAUGGAGGUUCCAGCAGAGGAGGCGCCAAAAAUGUGUGACCGAGCUCAACAGCCAUGCGACCAUCAGACCAGCAGACGCAGUGAAGUGAGGAGCAGCUUCUGCUUUGAUUCCAGCUCGGACGUCCACAAGCGCUGCCCGCUGUGCGAGGUGAUCUUCCCGCCCCACUUUGAGCAGCGCAGCUUCGAGCAGCACGUGGAGAGCCACUGGAAGGUUUGCCCCGUCUGCUCCGAGCAGUUCCCCCUCAACUGCCAGCAGCAGCUCUUCGAGAGGCACGUCCUCACGCACUUCGAUGGCAACGUGCUCAACUUUGAGCAGAGCGAAUGAGCGGAAAAGUCCAGAGCUUGAAUUGUGCUGCGUCGGGAUGAAGACGUUAUUAAGUCCCAAUAUUUAGCACUUUUGUUUUUGUUUGUUUUGCAAAGAAUGUAGAGCAGAUAAAGCAGAAGGUUUGGAUUGUACAGAAACAUUUGAAUGAACAGUGAGUGAGUCACAGCUUUUGAAGUUUCUUUUUUUUUUUAGGCUUAUUUUUGAGGCACCUUUUUAAAGUGCAUGUUUCUGUUUAUAUCUUUUCCAUUUUUACCCUGAAACAAGCUUCACACAUUUUACCACCUUGAUAUAGAUGUCGGAAAAAAUCUAAAAAUCAUGGCAAAGGUUUCAAAUUAAAUCGAAUCUGAAGGUUAGAUUUUUCAUUUCUAUAUUCUUCCAGUUUUUUUAUUAUCCUGUUGAUUUUUUCUUGCAGAAGUGUUUUCUUAUACUUUAAUUUCUCACACAUUUAAACACAUAGAUUUAAUCAUGACUGGAGGUUUCCAAUUUUUUUCUGUUUUCUAUUUUGUUUGCAAAGAUGUCAGAGUUGGAAGAAAAACGGCACAUUUUUCUAUGGAUCUGCACUAAAAAUGGGCUUUAUUUCGAAUGUACUGUACAUAAAGAACGAUACUGAGGAGGUUCUGUCCUAAAGCUGUCUCCUUUCAUCUUCCACAAAAUGACGGAUCGGGGGACGUUUCACUUCCUGUUUCUGUGCACUUUCUUGCAGGUCAAUCAUAAGAGACGAGGCUACGGGGGACGGAUGUUGAAGGACAAAGAAAAAAAACUUGAAUCGUUUAUUUUUCUUAAAGCGUAUAAGUGGGAAGAGGUGGCUGCUUUGUAUGCAGGUCUACAGGCCCCCAUGAUGGUCAUUUAAAUGUUCGUCCUCAGCUUCUUGUCUGAUUUCUUGUCACGGCUGUGUUUCUUAAAAAUGUUGCAUCCAGGCUUCACAAACUAUAACGGCUUGGAAAAAAUAAAAAAACAGUAAUUCACUUACCUUGAACUUCUCCACAAACACGUUUUUUGGGGAUUUUUAUGCAAUGAUCUAAAAAAGGAUUUAAUUUUAAAAGUGAAAGAAAAAAAGUUUUUAACAAUUUUAAAGACAACAAACGCAGUAAUUAAAAUAGAAAAUUCUGGGAAUUGGAUGAAUUUAGGUGUGAAAUUGUGCCGAUAACACUUUCUGCAUUUUUAUGGUCUCAUGUUAGUCUUGGUUGGGAUGUUAAAGCUCUAAUUUACGCCAAUGACUUCAGAAGAUAUGCUCAACUUUGUUUUGGUCUAUCACAAAAAGUCCCUAAAACAAAAUUUACAUUCUGCGGUGUCAUGUGAAGAGGUUCAAGGGAAGAGAACCCUUUAGCAAGGCACUGUGCAGCCGUAUCUUUGUGCUAAUCUCAUGUGAGAAUGUCUGGAAGUUCCGGUUCCCUGAAAAGAUCUUAAAGAAUGAAUAAAUAAAGCUUGUCUAAGUGAACAUUA
Messenger RNA from Cyprinodon tularosa, 4558 nucleotides. RefSeq names its product Tax1 (human T-cell leukemia virus type I) binding protein 1a (gene tax1bp1a). NCBI's taxonomy places the organism in Eukaryota, Metazoa, Chordata, Actinopteri, Cyprinodontiformes, Cyprinodontidae. The coding region runs from base 302 to 3115 and encodes 937 amino acids. The transcript is spliced from 18 exons. The record is from RefSeq and is a predicted model, not a curated record.